GUGCCCGCGGCGAACGCACGUACGACGACGCGGCGACUUGAAUGUUUUUUUAAAAAAUACCUGUGAACCAGCCGGCGAGUAUAACGUAAUGUCGCCGUGCACCAUGGCAACUUGUGUGGUGGCGCUGCUUGCUCUCUGCAGCGCGCCGGGAGCCGUGUCUUUGGAUCUCAACCGUCUUUAUGGACAUCAUACGAAGCGAUCUGAAUACUGCCAUCCAUACGAGCCGUUCAAGUGUCCCGUGGAUGGCAACUGCAUUUCCAUCCAAUAUUUGUGCGAUGGCGCGCCAGAUUGCAUCGACGGGUAUGAUGAGGACUCCAAGCUCUGCACUGCAGCUAAGCGGCCACCAGUAGAGGAAACAGCGUCUUUCCUCCAGUCGCUGCUCGCGUCGCAUGGCCCGAAUUAUUUGGAGAAGCUCUUUGGCAACAAAGCGAGAGAUGCCUUGGAACCGUUGGGAGGCGUUGAGAAGGUUGCUAUUGCUUUGUCUGAGUCUCAAACAAUUGAAGAUUUCGGUGCCGCCUUACACUUGAUGAGAUCUGACCUCGAGCAUCUACGCUCCGUAUUCAUGGCUGUAGAAAAUGGCGACCUUGGCAUGUUGAAAUCCCUCGGUAUCAAGGACAGCGAGCUCGGGGACGUCAAAUUCUUCCUCGAGAAACUUGUGAACACCGGCUUCCUAGACUGAGUGGCACCGGAGUCAGCCUCUGACUACUAUCACGUCGUCCAAUACGGUCCCAUCAGCUCAUCUUUCUACAGCUACCUUCCCUAUGAAUCUAUGAAGUAUAAGAGAAAUUAAAUUUCCUCGCGCACUCAUUCCAUCCGGUUACGAUUUCUCACCGGCCACAGACUCGAGCCGAAUGGAAUGAUUCCAUGAUACUUUUUUUAAUUUUCGCGCCAAUUUCCUCUUUUUUUUGUCCAUGACUACUUAACUAUGUAAGCUGAAGCGCUUUUUAUAUAUUUUUAUUAAAACGUACAGGCAACUUCUCGCGUCGUAAUCAUGAAAAUGUGCCAAUCGUGUAUGUUGGGGAAAAUGUAAAAAGAGAUAAAUAGCAAGCUUUCGAAUAACAGUGAAAUGUAAUUUAUAGGGAAGGAAUUUCGGACACAUUUUCGCACAUAUUCAUGAUCCUGUACAUACUUAUAAAUUAAAUUGUAAUAUGUUAACGUCGCCCUAAACAUCUUUCUAAACCUUCGUGCAAAGCCAAUGUCAGAGGCGACUCCAUAAUAUGUAAGAUGUCCAUUCUAAGCGAGAUAUAAAGCUAAUAAUGGUUUCGUUUAAAAAUUAUGUUUCAGUUGAAAAAAAAAUCUUUAAAAAAGUAUAGAAUGCAUGCGCUUUAUAUCUGGCUUUUGAAAAUCCAGAGUAGGACCAUUUACAACAUAUCAUUGUAAUUUAGAUGUAGUUUAUAUAAUAGAUAAUCUGUAGCGAAUACUAAUGAAAUAUAUAGAAUAUUUGUAGGUAUUGUAGGUCAUUAUUUGUGCCCUUAUCGAAACGAUACAUAUCAUUGAGCGGUGCUCAAAAUCGAUUACAUAUCAAAAUGUGAUUUCGUAAAAUAUAUAUAUCAAACGUUAUAGCAUAGUGUCUACAUUUCUUAUUCUAUAAUCUAUGGUAUUUUUGAAAUGCGGGCUAGUAGACAACGAAUAAAUAAGUGGCGAAGAUCUAGGUAAGGUUGGUUAACAAUUAACAUCAAUUGUAUCUUGGUAAAGGCUGGGUUUAUGUACCAAUGGAUGCAAUUCAUAAAUCCAUUAGAAAUCAUUGCACAAUGAAAAAUAAUAUGGAUUUUGUGUUCAUACAAUGUCUCAAUUAUACACACUACGAGUAAUACUAUACUGAUUAUACAAUAUAAUUGGUACCCACACAAUUAAUAUUCUUCUUUUGGGUGAGGUUGAUUAUAUGACACAUUGAGUAAGUACCACUAUAGCGAAUCUAUGACUUAUAAAAACUUAUACCUUUAUUAACCUAUCAUUAUAAUAAUUAUCUAGACCUAAGCUAUUCUUCAAUUAAUAUAGUAAAAUACUUAAGAAUAUUUUAACUUACGUCAGAUGAUUAUAAUUGAUAGAAACCUAUCUACGAUAUUCUUAUAAUAUGUGUUUUGAUUCUAUGUAUAUGGCUUAUGUAUUCUUAAAUACAAUAAAUAAAUUAUCUUGCA
Messenger RNA from Colias croceus (clouded yellow), 2138 nucleotides. Its product is annotated as IDLSRF-like peptide. The record is from RefSeq and is a predicted model, not a curated record. Lineage: Eukaryota; Metazoa; Arthropoda; Insecta; Lepidoptera; Pieridae. The transcript has 5 exons. The coding region runs from base 89 to 679 and encodes 196 amino acids. Gene Ontology annotation, molecular function: protein binding.